Coprinopsis cinerea okayama7#130 is the source of this 2244-nucleotide messenger RNA. RefSeq names its product nuclear protein. The coding region runs from base 1 to 1986 and encodes 661 amino acids. The transcript has 4 exons. NCBI's taxonomy places the organism in Eukaryota, Fungi, Basidiomycota, Agaricomycetes, Agaricales, Psathyrellaceae. Gene Ontology annotation, cellular component: cytoplasm. Gene Ontology annotation, biological process: peptidyl-proline hydroxylation; regulation of translational termination. The record is from RefSeq and is a predicted model, not a curated record. Gene Ontology annotation, molecular function: iron ion binding; peptidyl-proline dioxygenase activity; L-ascorbic acid binding.
AUGGCCCGCACAAGAGAUCGCUCGCCUUCGGCUGCUGCAGACACCGCCGAUGCUGCCGCACAUCUCGUCAAGCGCCUCAAGACAUCGCAUGUAGCCCCUCAGACAAACGGCUUCCACCCUCCAUCGACGACGACAAAGCAGUCCGAAGCUGCUCGCAAUGAUCCCACAUCCAGAUUCGCAAACAACCUGUUUGAUCACAACCAUAUCGCCCGACUGCACGACGCCUACGAUGCCUCUGAGCCCUUCAAAUACGCGGUCGUCGACAAAUUGUUCCAGGACGACCUGUUGAAGAAGGUCAAAGACGAGUGUCUCGGACAACUGAGCUUUACGGAGAAAGAGACUGAUAUCUACAAGGUCAAUCAAACCGGUGACCUUGCUUCACUAAACUUCCUGGCUCCCGAGCAGCUCGCUCGAUUGCCAAAUCUCCUCGCCCUGCGCGACGCCCUCUACUCCCCCAAGUUCCGACAGUUUCUUCGCUCGGUGACCGGAUGCGGUCCCCUGUCGGGCAAAAAGCAGGACAUGUCCGUCAACAGCUACACCCGUGGCUGCCAUCUCCUCAACCACGACGACGUUAUCGGCACUCGCCGUGUCUCCUACAUCCUUUACCUCCCCCUACCACAUUACCAGCUCUGGCAAAAAGACUGGGGAGGAGCCCUUGAACUUUACCCCGUCAAGCCCGGUCCCGAUGGCCAGCUUGAGCCCGAGUGCAUACCCUCAAAAAGCAUCCCGCCCAGUUGGAAUCAGUUCAUCUUCUUCGAAGUUCAGCCAGGCCAGAGCUUCCAUUCCGUGGAGGAGGUGGUCGUUGGAGGCGAUGGUCGUGAGCGUCUGAGCAUUAGUGGCUGGUUCCAUGCCGCUCAGGAGGGUGAAGAGGGCUACGUCCCAGAGGCACCUUCCGAAAUGAAAAGCUCUCGAGAGCAACUUCUCAAGGCAUCACAUUCGACGGUGUUUACAAGCUACCCCAGCACCAGCCUGGACGCCGUGUCGGAAACGCUCACAGAAGAGCACACUUCCUUCCUCUCCGAAUUCCUCAACCCCGUCUACCUCCAACACCGCACCAUGAAGGCCCUCGCCGCACGCUUCGUCGAGGAAUCCUCACUCGAACUCCACUCAUUCCUCUCCAACGACAUCGCCGAGAAUCUCGAAACUCGCCUCCGUGAUCUUGACCUACGCGACGGCCUUGGCGAGGACCGUGCUGGCAAAAUCCCACCUCACAACUCUGGCAUCGAAGGUCAAUGGGAGCUUCGAGGCCCUCCCCACAAAUGGCGUUAUUGCACCCUGAAAGCUCGCGAAGAGGGUGCCCCGAUCCAAGCUGUCACGCCGCGCGCCGCCAACCCCUCGGCCGACGCCAUUAUGAGGAGCUUGCAGGACGAGCUUUUCACUAGCCCCGCCUUCCGAGCUUGGCUCAGUGCAGUGACGAGGCUGAUUCCCAUGCGGCAUUCGGUCCAAGCCAGGCGGUUUAGGCCAGGGCUGGAUUACACAUUGGCGACGAGUGAGGACAACGAGGCGCGCUUGGAUGUGGUGCUAGGGUUGACGCCUAGAGUCCGGGAUCCUGACUCGGACGAGGAGAGCACGGGUUACUACCGCCAACAGCCCUCCAGCAGAGGUUGGCAAUCAGCCGAGUGGGGCGGCUGGGAGUGCUACAUGGCUCCCCACAACGAAGAAGACGACCCAGCAGUCUACCGAUCGAGCGUGCACAAAAAGUCCAAGUCGCAAACGCCGGCCAAUGGCGAUGCGGAACAAACGAACGGUGUCGACCACGACGGAUCUGACGAUGACGAGGAGAUGGGCUCCGAAAUGGAAGAGGAAGAAGACAGCACGCUUCUCACUGUCCAGCCUGGCUUCAACCGACUACUACUUGUUCUCCGGGAUGAACGCGUGAUGCGAUUUGUCAAGUACGUUUCCGCUGCUGCAGAAGGAUCGCGUUGGGAUGUAUGCGGUGAAUACGAGGUCGGAAUGAUCCAAGAAGACGACGAAGACUCUUCAUAACGAUCGCUCACUCUACGUGAUCACGCUUCUCAUCUCUCUCUGGUUUUACUCUCCGGCGUACUUCCCCGCCAACCCCUUCGACCGUCUAAAUGUACUCAAAAAGGUGGCAGGCAACCCACUCUCCGCCACCCAAACAUCGACAACUUUCGACACUUUUUGACUCCGCCUCCUUGAUUUUUCCGACUUCUUGACGACCUCUCCUACUCCAUUACGACUUCCACUCCUUCCUACCAAUCCUAAUCGUAAACGUUCCCCGUC